Molecule: messenger RNA, 3921 nt
Organism: Drosophila innubila
Lineage: Eukaryota; Metazoa; Arthropoda; Insecta; Diptera; Drosophilidae
Gene: Fas3
Product: fasciclin-3
Exons: 7
Coding region: 996-2705 (569 amino acids)
Biological process (GO): homophilic cell-cell adhesion; heterophilic cell-cell adhesion
Cellular component (GO): adherens junction
Source: RefSeq, a predicted model, not a curated record
UUGGUAACUGUUGCAUUCAACGCUUCGUUCGCUCUCCAACCGAAUUAAUAUUAUAUUUGUUCGACACAUUUCGUACUCGCAGUCGUACUUGCUCGUCUCGUUCAUUCGUUCGUUCGCUCGUUCGUUGCGUUUGCUUCGCUUCGUUUCGAUUUCGGUGAUUCGUACUUUUCGUUCUUUCGCCCACGCUGCUUGCAUGUGUGCGUGUGGUGUAUGAGUAUCUGAGUGUGUGUGCGUGUAUGUUUAUGUAGUUGGAGCCGGUAACCGAACGUCGUUCAACGUCAUCGUCAUCAAUUUCAUAACGUCAUUUCGUUUUGGCCGUGCGCUGUGCGUGUAUCUGUAGCCAUAGUCGCACUCAACUGCAUUUGUAUCUGUAUCUGUUUAUAUACGAAGUAUCUGCAUCUGUGACUAGCUAGUCAGCCGGACUUGCGUCUUUUGUCCCUGAAUUUUUACUGGUUUCGUGUCAACUGCCAGUUUCGGCGCGAAGAGUAAAGUAAAGUUAAAAAGAACACACGAUAAAAAUCCUUUUACCCCAUUGUACGAGACAGUGGGCGUUUAUUUACAAACAAAGUGAAAAAGUCAGCCAAAAAGAGUUGAAGAAACUCGCAAAAUUGUGCUCGACAGUGCGCGCUAAAAGUAAACACAUAUAAAAUAUAUGCACACAAACAACACACAUACACAACUUAAAUCCACGUAUACAUAUUCACAAAGGCUGCAACGGCCGUAAAGUGCCCCCCACUUCAACUAAAGCGACACAUUUUAUGCUUGAAAAGCUAAACAACAACAGCAACAACAACAACAACAACAAGAGAAAUAACUAAGCUCUUUGCCAAAUACGCGAGAGUGAAAAAAAAUUUUUUAUAAAAAUCCCCCACAUAAUAAUAAUAAUAAUAAAAAAAAGUCGCUUUGGCCCAAAGGCAAAAAGUAACGUCAAAUAUUAAAGUGCACAUAUUGGGAUUACAGGAGCUCCAAAAAGCAGAAGAAGAAGAAGAAGCAACAUGAAAAUGUCACGGAUCAUUUUAGUAUUUCUGGCAGCCAUUUUAUCAGAUGCGCUCAGCUAUGGCCAGGUGAAUGUCGAGCCGAAUACCGCGCUGCUCAACGAGGGCGAUCGCACCGAGCUGCUUUGUCGUUAUGGCCGUGCCAUCAACUAUUGCCGCAUUGAGAUACCCGGCGAACAGAAGGUGUUGAAUCUGUCGCCCACUUGGAGCAAGACGCCAGGAUUCACGUACUAUGGAGCCGGACUCAAUGCCGGACAAUGUGGUGUUAGCAUUGAGCGUGUCAAGGCCAGCAAUAAUGGUCAGGUCAAGUGCAGUCUCGGCGUUGAGGGCGAGGAGCUAUCAGGCACCAUUGAUCUGGUGGUGGCAAUGCGUCCUCAGCAGCCCAUUAUUGAGCUGAUCUCUAAGCCAAAUCGUGAUGGUUACUUUACGGAGGGCACUGAGUUCCAUGCCCGUUGCAUUGUCCGCGAUGGUCGUCCACCAGCCAACAUCUCCUGGUACAUUGACAACAUGCCCGCCAACAAGAACACCGAUCAACUGAAUAUUAUCGCCUCACGCCCCAACGACCAAGUCGAGCUGUCCACCUCAGUUCAGGAGAUCAAUUGGCAUUUGGCACCAGAGGAUAGCAACCGCAAACUCGUUUGCCGUUCCCAUCAUCAAACCGAUCGUGAGAGUGUUCCGCCUCAGGAGGCUGCCUAUAUCAUCAUGGUGCGCUAUGCCCCUGUCCAUCAGCCAGAGGCUUCGGUCUACGGUCUCUAUUUGGAGCACACCGCCGUUGUGAACAUGACAAUCCGCGCCAGCCCGCCGCCAACCAUUGAGUGGAAGGUUGAUGGUGUUGAAAUACCACAGGGUCGCACUGAGGGACGUUAUUCCGCCUAUGAGCCGCAAUAUCUGAGCAACGAUCUGUACAAUGUGACACUGGUGAUUGCUGGACUUACUCUGGAGGAUACGACCAAAACGUACUAUCUUCAAGCCAGCAAUGAAUUGGGUCGCACGAACUACGAAGUGCGCAUCAGUUCCUCGAGCAAGCCGCCCAGCAGCAGCUUAGAUGUGGCUGCCAUUGUGGGUAUUGUUGUGGCCGUUGCUGUUUUGGUCCUGAUUGUGCUGCUUGUGUUGUUUGCGCGUGCCACCGGCAGAUGGUGCUUUGGCGGUAAAUCAAUCAAGACGCCCACAAAUGAAACCAGCGACACCGAAAGCGCCGACAUAAAAGCAACCUCCACCUCAACUGCGACGGCAACAACAACGGCAACAACAGCUGGAGGCGCCACAAUAGAAGCUGGCGAGGCACAGGAGCGGAUGGGGGAGGAGGGGCAGGCAGUUGAGCCGACGACCGGUAAGAUGGUGAAACGUUUGCCAGCCUUUGCCGUUGCCAUUUUAAAGCGAUUCAAUGAGAAGGAUGGCAGCAAGAGCAAGGACUAUAAGGAUAAUGCAGAGACAACGGCAGCAGGCACAAAUGAGCAGACGCAGGACAACAACACAACAACAACAACAACAGCGACAACAAUCGAUGGCAAUGACAAUGAACCAAAGCAAGACAAACAACUCGUCUAUGCUGAACUUGUACUAAAGCCUGCCCAACAGAAGACACCAGUCACAGCACCAACAACAACAAUAGCAGCUACAGCAGCAACAACACCUGUGGAUGCUGCAGCGAAACAGGCAACCGAGUAUGCUGAAAUAGUUUAUGUGCAGAAAGGCGAUGACAAGAAAUGAAAUGCACUAUGAAAUGCCCAAUGAGGCUGUACAACAAAACAACAGCAAGAACAACAACUUUUAAGUAAAAAAACAUUGCGAGCUACAACAAAAACAAAUAAAAACACAACACCCAAUGCAUAAAUAUUAAAAAUUAAAGAAUACUGAUAUUUAAAUACAUUAAAACGCAAAAAAAGAAAAUGAAAAAGUCUUACGUGGUUUUUCAAAAACUCCAUGAUUGUGUGUACUAAACUCUUAAAUCUAAUUAAAUGUAAAACUAUUAAUGUCAGCAAAACAAUAAAAAAAAAAACCUUUACCAAUAAAGCAACCCAAUGAAUGUGUUAUACAAGCAUUUUUUCACAUAAAUAAUUCAUAAAACAUCAAUUAAAAAUCAAUAAAAUAGCGCACAGAAAUUGUCACACAAAACACAACCCACACAUCUAAAUAAAUUUUACAAAAAAUAAAAUAAAUCACCAUACAAUAAAUAAAUAAGAAAACGAGAAAGAAAAUAUAUUAUAAAUAAAAUUUACAUAGGAAAAAAAUAAAACAAAACAAAAUGAAAAAUAUUUGAAUGUCUCAAUUAUUUACAUAAAUGUCUCGCAGUUAAGCUAAACGUAAUUUAAGCCAAGAAAUAUGCAACAAGCGAAAAACAUCAAAAUAUUUUGAUCAAUCCCUUAUUAUUGCUAAACCGAUUUUGUAUACAAAAAAAGGAGUGUUUUUUUUAAGAAUUUUUGAUAUAAACAAUUUGAAAAGCCAGAGCAAAGCAUUUAAUAAAAUAGAAAGAAAGUAAAGGAAAUUAUGACAGCUCCAGAGACAAAUAAUUUUCGAUUUCCAACACACAGAAAUAUUAAUAAGUAUGUAAAAAUUGUGUGAAAUUGUUUCGAAAGUAAUAUUUGGAACCGAAUAUAAAAGAGGAAUCUCAAAAGGCAACGGCGAAUCAAAUUGUAACCGAAAGUAUUUUAUGCUAAUGUUUUGUUUAAUAUUAUUCAACAUUUUCCAUCCAUUUGUCUCAUAGCAAUUUUAAAUAUUUUUUGCGUGUGCUCUACAUACAUACUCUUGUAACUGGCAUAUUAUGUUAUUUACAUAAAUUAUUAAUGUAAUAAUUAUUAUGAUAAUUACGGCUAAUUUAAACACAUAACUAAUUUUAUAUAUUUUGAUUAUUGAUUCUGUAUCUGUAAGUUAUCAUUUGUAUAAAGUUAAGAUGAGCAACUUUUUUGAAUAAAAUUCUUUACCGUAA